Messenger RNA from Erigeron canadensis, 1083 nucleotides. Its product is annotated as NAC domain-containing protein 90-like. The record is from RefSeq and is a predicted model, not a curated record. The coding region runs from base 158 to 985 and encodes 275 amino acids. The transcript is spliced from 3 exons. Gene Ontology annotation, biological process: regulation of DNA-templated transcription. NCBI's taxonomy places the organism in Eukaryota, Viridiplantae, Streptophyta, Magnoliopsida, Asterales, Asteraceae. Gene Ontology annotation, molecular function: DNA binding.
GACAUAUAGAUACCACAGCUUGAAGAUUUGGUCAUGACCUGUUCAAGCCCUGGGGUGUAGUUUUUUCCAUUUUCACUCGGUAACCAUCUCUAUCACCAUGACCUUAUAAAUACACUCGUUCAACCUCAAUCCACCAACAAACAUACAUCCAACAAUAAUGGCUGAUCAAAACGAGCCCUACCACCAUCACUCGGUCUAUCGGUUCUACCCGACCGAAGAAGAACUUAUUUCCUUUUACCUUACAAACAAACUCCAAGAACAUAGGACACACGAUAUCCAUCGCGUUAUACCCGUUGUUCAUGUCUAUGAACACAACCCUAGCCACCUCCCAAACUUAGCAGGAGAAUUAUGCCGACGGGACACUGAGCAGUGGUUUUUUUUUGUGCCGAGGCAAGAAAGGGAAGCGCAAGGAGGAAGGCCUAGCAGGACCACAGCCUCAGGCUACUGGAAAGCCACCGGUUCGCCAUCUUACGUUUACUCAUCUGACAACAAAGUGAUUGGAGUGAAGAGGACGAUGGUGUUUUACGAAGGCAGGUCUCGUAGCGUGAAGAAAACCGUAUGGAAGAUGAAUGAGUAUCGCGCGAUUAAAGAAGAAGUAGACGAAAAGAGUAGCAACCCUUUUCCCGUUCCAAAGUUACGACAUGAGAUGAGCCUAUGUAGAGUGUAUGUGGUAUCCGGAACUACAAGAGCAUUUGAUAGACGGCCUUCAGGAAUAGGUUGGUCGUCGAUGAUGGAGAUUGACAACACUACUACUACUACUACUACUACUGAAGAAGCUAGUAGGCGUAGUGCGUCAUCUUCUAGAAACACACUACAAAUAACGUCGUCGUCGUAUCAUGAUCAUCAACCAACAACAACUACUAGCACUACUUCUAGUUUCUCAUGUCCCGAAAGCUCCUACACGGACCAUGACACGUUUGACAUGCGGGAUAAUGUAGUAGGAAGCAGCCUACCUGAACAAGAAUGGCAACAUUUUUUUGGCUAAUUAUUAUUAACUAUAUAUAAAUAACUACUCGUAGAAUAUAAGUUUAAAUAUAUACGCCAAUAUAUAAAUAAGAUGAGAAAAGUGAUCGAAUUCAUUUA